ACCAGGUACACCAGGUACGCGAGGUACGCCACUUAUCUUAUCCUACCUAAAUCCAUACGUAUCUGGUUUGUACCUACUCUCACGAUAGAAUCAGAGGGGAGAGCUGUCCGAAGAGAGGCAUCGUUGGCAUCGUUGUCGCUUACAUACCUAAUAGCUACCUAGGUACAUACCUACGUACCACGAUUCUUCAAGCUUGGUAUGAGCAAUUAGGUACCUACACACGCUCCUCUCGACGGCGCAUACCCUCCAUCCCUCGUUGGCCAUGAUACUACAACAACUACCGGCGCAAUGAGCGAGACGUAUCCGACCAUUGCGCAAUGCGCAAUUGUCGCGACCGCCUUCAAGAUCCUUCUCUUCCCAGCUUAUAAAUCGACCGACUUCGAAGUCCAUCGGAACUGGCUGGCCAUCACCAACAGCCUCUCUCCCUGGGAGUGGUACUACGAGAAGACGUCGGAAUGGACUCUCGAUUACCCGCCUUUCUUCGCCUACUUCGAGUGGCUUAUGUCUCAGGUCGCGAAGCUCGUCGACCCCGCCAUGCUUCGCAUUAGCAAUCUGGGAUACGAUAGCUGGGAGACCAUCUACUUCCAGAGGGCCACAGUCAUUGUGACCGAGUUGGUCCUAGUAUAUGCCCUCCAACGGUUUGCCGAGUCUGCGCACGCCCUGGACAAACGAGCCGCCCAGGCCGCUGCCAUUUCAGUCCUUCUCUCGCCUGGCCUUCUCAUCAUCGACCAUAUCCACUUCCAAUAUAAUGGCGCCAUGUAUGGUCUUUUACUCCUAUCGCUCGUUCUAGCGCGCCAGCGAUCUACCCUCCUCGCCAGCGGAUUGGCCUUCGCUGCGCUCUUGUGCAUGAAGCACAUUUAUCUCUAUCUCGCGCCGGCAUAUUUCGUCUUUUUGCUCCGGGUUUACUGUCUCUCGCCCAAGUCCAUCUUCAGAAUCCAAUUCGCCAAUUGCGUCAAGCUCGGUACUGGUAUCUUGGCCGUCUUCGCUACGGCCUUCGGCCCUUUUGCUCUCAAGGGCCAAAUUCCUCAAAUUCUUAGCAGAUUGUUCCCAUUUUCGCGCGGCUUGUGCCAUGCAUACUGGGCACCCAAUGUAUGGGCCUUGUAUUCUUUCCUCGACCGGCUCUUGAUUUUUGUUGCGCCACGCUUGGGCCUGCCCGUGAAGGCUGAAGCUAUCAAUAGCGUGACAAGAGGUCUCGUAGGCGACACAGCCUUUGCAGUGCUCCCGGAGAUCACGCCCAGAUUGUGCUUCACCUUGACUCUCCUCUUCCAAGGUAUCCCCUUACUGAAGCUCUUCAACCGUCCGAGCUGGGAUGCUUUCAUCGGAGCCGUGACGCUGUGCGGUUACGCCUCCUUCCUAUUCGGAUGGCAUGUCCAUGAAAAAGCCAUUCUUCUCGUCCUCAUUCCCUUCAGUCUCAUUGCUCUCAAAGACCGGCGCCACGUCAGCGCAUUCAGGCCACUGGCCGUCUCCGGCCAUGUAUCGCUCUUCCCACUGCUCUUCACCCCCGCUGAAUUCCCCGUCAAGACGAUAUACACCGUCUUCUGGCUUGUUCUGUUCCUCAUGGUCUUCGAUCGUCUGGCGCCAGCGUCUCAGCGGCCCCGGUUCUUCCUCUUCGACAGGCUGACGAUUCUAUACAUCGCCGUGAGCAUCCCGUUGAUCGUGUACUGCUCCUUAUUGCACCAGAUGAUAUUUGGUGCCAGAUACGAGUUCUUGCCACUCAUGUUCAUGAGCGCGUACUCGGCUUUGGGGGUUGUCGUUAGCUGGGUAGGGUUUAUGUUUGUGUAUUUUACCUCGUAACUUUGGCGAUGAUAGACUUAGAUGGGACUACUCCGGUUUAUUAUAGAGUACCUAUUAUACUUGUUCAAGAUAGCAAUUAUAGAACAGACAAGGACAAAAUAAAAUAGAGCAAAAUCGUUGAUUAA
Xylaria bambusicola is the source of this 1919-nucleotide messenger RNA. RefSeq names its product ALG8 glycosyltransferase family ALG6. Gene Ontology annotation, biological process: protein N-linked glycosylation. Gene Ontology annotation, cellular component: endoplasmic reticulum membrane. Gene Ontology annotation, molecular function: dolichyl pyrophosphate Glc1Man9GlcNAc2 alpha-1,3-glucosyltransferase activity. The coding region runs from base 289 to 1794 and encodes 501 amino acids. Lineage: Eukaryota; Fungi; Ascomycota; Sordariomycetes; Xylariales; Xylariaceae. The record is from RefSeq and is a predicted model, not a curated record. The transcript is spliced from 4 exons.